Molecule: messenger RNA, 2199 nt
Organism: Abrus precatorius (Indian licorice)
Lineage: Eukaryota; Viridiplantae; Streptophyta; Magnoliopsida; Fabales; Fabaceae
Product: protein SUPPRESSOR OF K(+) TRANSPORT GROWTH DEFECT 1-like
Exons: 8
Coding region: 591-1895 (434 amino acids)
Biological process (GO): endosomal transport; vacuole organization
Molecular function (GO): ATP binding; ATP hydrolysis activity
Source: RefSeq, a predicted model, not a curated record
GUAUUGGGAGGUUGUUGUUUCCUGUUUUGUUUCUACCCCAAAAAUCUUUCCCAAUAGUUACAACGCUUCUCUCGAUCUCGUCUUUGAUUCAUGAUUUAACAAUUUGUUUAAGCUUUUGUAUUUGGAUUUUUAUUUUUACUACAUAUUCGUGCUUCUGUUUCCUUCUGGGCAUUUAAUGGCCAUCGUCAUUCGUACUUUGUAAUAAAUUUGCAAAAGUUGUUGAUUUUUCAACUUCGAAAUAUACCCUUUUGUUUCUGAUGUGACUGUUGUGUAAUAGCUGUGUCACCUGUGUGUAAUUAUAGUCUAUAGUUCAAUCAAAGUGAUCUUCUUCCUCUGUUUCAUAACGGUAUUGUUAUGUUAAUUCGUGCGGUAUUAUUAUCGGUUAAUGUUAAGAAAGUGACACAGUUUAAGGUCUCUGAGUAAUUGAGUUUAUGAAAUUUUCCACUAGAUAGACGAAAUUCUGCCCCUUGAGUGUAUUCAAUAGUCAAUAAUAUCAAAAGGGUAUUUUUCAUUUUGAACAUAUUUUACAGUUAAAGGGUAAGAGCAAAUUAUUGCUUUUGAUUGUGAACAUAAUUUACAGUAAUUUGAAGAUGUAUUGCAAUUUCAAGGAGCAUGCUGCUGAAUAUGUUAAGCAGGCAGUUCACGAGGAUGAUGCAGGGAACUAUAAGAAAGCAUUUACUCUUUAUAUGAAUGCAUUGGAAUACUUAAGGGCCCAUUUGAAGUAUGAGAAGCACCCUAAGAUCAAGGAGGCAAUAACUCAAAAAUUUGCUCAAUACUUGAGGAGGGCUGAGGAGAUUAGUGCCAUUCUCGAUGCGGGAGGUAGUGAAGCAAAUGUGAAUAGAGAUGCAGCAGCAGGUUCUGUGAGACCCAAGACAGAUACAAGUAAGGGAGGGCAGAAAGACAAGGAGGAUCCUGAAAUAGCAAAGCUGAAGGCUGGUCUUGAUUCUGUUAUAAUCAAGGAGAAGCCAAAUGUUAGAUGGAGUGAUAUUGCUGGCCUUGAGAGUGCCAAAAAAGCAUUACAAGAGGCUGUAAUAUUGCCUGUUAAGUUCCCACAGUUUUUCACUGGUAAGAGACAACCAUGGAGAGCGUUUCUGUUGUAUGGUCCACCAGGCACAGGGAAAUCAUACUUAGCAAAGGCAGUAGCAACAGAGGCAGACUCUACAUUCUUCAGUGUUUCAUCAUCGGAUCUUGUUUCUAAGUGGAUGGGUGAGAGUGAAAAGCUGGUUUCAAGUCUUUUCCAAAUGGCUCGUGAUAAUGCUCCUUCGAUUAUUUUUAUUGACGAAAUAGAUUCUUUAUGUGGUCAACGAGGUGAAGGCAAUGAAAGUGAAGCAUCUAGAAGGAUUAAAACUGAACUUUUAGUGCAAAUGCAGGGUGUGGGAAACAAUGAUCAGAAAGUUCUCAUUCUUGCAGCCACAAAUACUCCUUAUGCUCUGGAUCAGGCCAUUCGAAGACGCUUUGACAAACGCAUAUACAUUCCUCUACCAGACCUGAAGGCAAGGCAGCACAUAUUUAAGGUGCAUCUUGGAGAUACCCCUCAUAACCUAACUGAAAAAGAUUUUGAAGAAUUGGCACAAAAAACUGAUGGAUUUUCUGGUUCAGAUAUUGCUGUUUGUGUUAAGGAUGUACUAUUUGAACCUGUCCGUAAAACACACGCUGCUAAGUUCUUCAGGAAGACUUCUAAAGGAAUGUGGAUUCCUUGUGAACCUACUAGACGAGGAGCUGUUAAUAUUACCCUGCAGGAACUUGAUGCACAAGGCUUUGCUUCAAAGAUUCUUCCUCCACCCAUCACUAGAGUAGAUUUUGAUAAAGUAUUGGCGAAACAGAAGCCAACUGUAAGCAAGGCUGAUCUCAAGGUGCAUGAAAGAUUCACACAAGAAUUUGGAGAGGAGGGAUGACCGGUACUGUGAAAUGUACGUUUGUUAGUUUUUGUUACACACUAUGUACAAAUUGUUAAUAGUCUUGAUCCAAAAGAAUAAAGAAAGAUAAUAAUGUAAAUUUUUAUCAUGACAAACGGCCAACGUUAUUAAAUUUGGCCUAGUCAUCGACUCAGUUGGGUUGCUGGUCACUUGGUUGAACUAGAUGUAUACUUAUGUAAUAAAUGGAAUAGUAGAAAUAUUUUAAUUAACAUACAACCGAAAGUAGGUUGAUGUUGCUAGCAUUUUUCAAGGUCUGUUCAAUCCUCACAAAACUAGUACAAAU